Molecule: messenger RNA, 4795 nt
Organism: Myxocyprinus asiaticus (Chinese sucker)
Lineage: Eukaryota; Metazoa; Chordata; Actinopteri; Cypriniformes; Catostomidae
Product: zinc finger protein 501-like
Exons: 3
Coding region: 109-1386 (425 amino acids)
Biological process (GO): regulation of transcription by RNA polymerase II
Cellular component (GO): nucleus
Molecular function (GO): DNA-binding transcription factor activity, RNA polymerase II-specific; RNA polymerase II cis-regulatory region sequence-specific DNA binding
Source: RefSeq, a predicted model, not a curated record
UUCAGUGAGGAAACAUCGCAGAGCUUGUCUGUUAUUAAUAAUUUCCCCCUUUAUUCAGGAAUAACUCCAGGUGUUUCAACUGAGAUCUGCGGGAUAAAACAUUGUAAAAUGAUGUUUAUUAAAGAAGAGAGUGAGGACAUGAGUUAUCCAGAAUCAUGCAGUUCAAAUGUCAUGAAAAAUGAAGAUACUGAGGAACAAAGAGAGCUGAUGGAUGUGAAAGAGGAAAGUCCCAAACUGAAUGAAGUGGAAGAGAAACACCAUCCAGAUCAGACACCUUAUAGUUUCAAAACAGAACAAAAGUCUUUUAAUGACUCUCAGACUGAAAGUAAUUUUUCACAAAAAAGAACUCGAAGAACAAGAGCCAAAAAAUCUUUCUCCUGCCAUCAGUGUGGGAAUACUUUUACACGUAAAGCAAGUCUUAAUAAUCACAUGAGAAUUCACACUGGAGAGAAGCCUUUCACUUGCCAACAGUGUGGGAAGAGUUUCAGACUGGCACAUAGUCUCAAAAGUCAUUUGUCUUUUCACUCUGGGGAAAAGUCAUAUAGCUGUGAUCAGUGCGGCAAAAGUUUUUCUUCAAGAUCAGUCUUAAGAACACACCUGAAAAGUCAUGCAAAUGAGAAGCCUUAUUUGUGUUCUCUUUGUGGAAAGAGUUUUUCAUAUCUGCACAGUUUAAAAGACCAUCAGAGAAAACACACCGGUGUGAGAGAUCAUGUUUGCUCUGAGUGUGGGAAGGCCUUUCACAAAGUUUACGACUUGGAACGCCACAAAAGAAUCCAUACUGUAGAAAAACCUUACAAGUGUUCACAUUGUGAACAGAGUUUCACUAUUUCAGGAAACCUGAAAAAACAUGAGAGAGUGCAUACUGGAAAGAAGCCGUACCACUGCACUUCAUGUGGGAAGAGUUUCACUAGUUCAGGAAACCUGACAAAACAUGAUAGAAUGCAUACUGGAGAGAAACCAUACCACUGCAAUUUAUGUGGGAAGAGUUUCACUAGUUCAGGAAGCCUGAAAAAACAUGAGGUGGUGCAUACUGGAGAGAAGCCGUACCACUGCACUUCAUGUGGAAAGAGUUUCAUUAGGUCAGGAAACCUGAAAGCACACAUGAUAAUACAUACAAGAGAGAGGCCGUACCACUGCACUUCCUGUGGGAAGAGUUUCUUUAGGUCAGGAAACCUGAAAGAACACGAGAAAUUGCAUUCUGGAAAGAGGCCUUACCAAUGCACUUCGUGUGGGAAGAGUUUCUUUACGUCAGGAAAUCUGAAAGAACAUGAGCGAGUGCAUACUGGAGAGAAGCCGUACCACUGCACUUCAUGUGGGAAGAGUUUCAGCCACUCAAGUUCUCUACUGACUCAUAGAAAAAAUCAUUGUCCAGGGUUGUCACAGUGAGCAAAGUUCAUCUUUAUUUGCCUGGCAAAUAGUAUGAAAUUUAGAAGAAAAAAAAGCAAUAUAUAUUUUCUCCUUAAAGAACAAUCACAAUUAAAGCUGAAGUAUGUAAUUUCUAUAUGUAUUUAAUUAUGUAAUUUACACUAGCACAACCGAAUGGAACUGCAAAAAAUAAAAAAAAUUUAAAAAUAAAAUAAUAAUAAUAAAUUUUUUUUUUUUCAAAACAUUUCUGAAUAUGCCUUUUCAUCUGCUAUUGAUCAAACAAAGAGAUAGUCCAGCCCCCAACUCAUGCCACUGGUUGAGUAAUGUUGUUGGUUAGGUCUAAAUGGGUCGCUCAAAACAAACACAUUUUUAAAUCGCCACAGUAUUUACAGUUUUCGAGGAAAAUUAAUCCAUGAAUGGCUUACCUAUAGUUGUCUCUAUAUAUUAAGAUGGGAUAGACGUAUUUUAGCACUGAAAAAGUUGGGUGAAGUGCUAUAUUACCUGAAGUGCUGAUUGAUUUGUUCUAUGUAAGGUGUAAAAGGAUGUUUGUACUUUCUCAGCAAACCAAAAUGAAGUCAAAACAUUAGUUUAGAAAACUUGUUGAUGCUGUGAAAUGCAAAAACAUUUUUAUGAAUUCUUUUCUUCAGUAAUGCUAAAAAUGUCAUAAUUUUUCUAUUAGUCUAUUAUGUCCCCAUUCAUUACCAUGUUGUUAACUGUAAUACAUGGCAAACUUAAAGACUUCAUCCACUGAAAUCAUUAAGAGACUCAUUAAGUUUACUCUAUGGUGUUAAAAGGUUAACCAGUCAAAACAUUGACUCUGUUUUUAAAAAUAUUUCUUUAAAAUUAAAGCUGUACUACAGAAGAUUGUUUGGUUUAAAAUUAACAAAUUGCCAUUAUUGAUUGAGUACAUAAUAAAAUCAGUGUUCAAAACAAUAUCUUCACCACUGUAAGCUUAUAAAAAUGAUUUGUAUUUUGAGCUGUCAGGUCGGAUUUGGAGUGUAAUCGCUGGUUUAUGUCGUUCAUCAUUGCAUCAUUAUGUCAUGUCCGUUAACAUGGAAAAGAAGUACUGGCUGUCACGUGUUCAGGCUGAGGAAACUUCGCUGUUCAGUCAGUCACAGUCACACAGUUCAGGACAGCAUCUCUGCAGUGUGGAUGGAUGUUAAUUUGUUAUUUGUUAGUAAUUUGGUACAAGUUGUUUACCUGCUAUAAUGCUUGGAUAUGUUUUCUGGUAAGGUUGUUGAAGCUUGUAUUGCUUGUCAUGCUUGUAUGAAUUGAACAUUACUCGUGUGUGAGCUGAUCACAGUGUAUCUACGUUGUGAAGGGGCUGGUUUACCCAUCUCUUCAGCCUAUUGAUGAAUUGAAUACAUUCAUUAACAAUAGUUAUAAUCAAAAGAUAAUCAAUGUGUUUUUAAACCAUGUGCAUUUAUUAAGGUUGUUAUAUAUAUCAUAAAUGUUGCAGGUCAUUUGUGUAUUUGUCCAGAUACACAUGUGAGUUGUAACUUUUUAAUUGAUCAAAGUAAGAGUUUUAUUGUGUUUAAGUUUUAGGUCAUUAAUUACUGACACAAAUACAUUCUUAGUAUUCAUCACUAAAAGUAUAUUUCUACUAACUUUGCUCUGUUGUGUUUGGAUGUAUUGUUCUCUCAUCAUGUUUGUUCCAGCUGGAUAAGGCCAGUGUCCCAGUGCGGUUCUCAACCUUGAGUGAAAUGUUGUGUUCUGUCUAAUGAUGUCAUUGCAGGGAUUGUUUGUAGUUGUGAGAAUCAUGUGACUAAGUCAGAGGAACUGGACACCAGUGUAUCUAAAGUGAAGACUCACCUCUGACCCAUUUCUGCAUACCAACUUGACUUAGUGUCUUAAAAAUAUAAUCUCUGAAUGAUUGCAUUCACGUAGUUAAACAGAACAACAUGUUUGCAAAAUUUCUAGAAUUUUCUGUACUGUUCACCUAUCAGAACUUUGUAAUCAUAAGAGAUGAUGUCAAUGCAUUUGCAUAUGCCUAAAAUUACUGUUGUUUCUGUAAUCUAAGUUAGUUUGAAGUUAGAUCCUCAACUCAUUUUCUGUUUCUGUCUUUUGCCUUUGCAAAUGUGGAGAACUUUGUCUUCAGUAAACUCUGUCUUCAUUGACUGCAACUUCUAUGUUGACUCCUGGUCAUCAUUGUUCAUACUGGUCUCUUAACUGAGUAUAACUGUAUUACCUUACAGUUUAAAUGGUGGAGAAUGCGGGUACAUUUUAUGCAGCCUUUGAUCAACCUUAUUGAACUAAGGUAGGUAGUUUAUUUAUUUCAAAAGGUUUAUCUGGUGGAAACAUUUGAACAAGACAGGUUGGAGGUAUUUCAAGACUUUAAGUAAGGUUGUCGAUUCAAGAUUUUGGGUAGUAGCAAAGGACCAUGGGUGUGGUUAUUCAGGAGUAUGAGUAAUCAAUACUAUGAGGUAAUCGACCUGCAGACCUCUGGGGCAUUUGUUCAAUGAUUCCACACAGAUAAGGGGCCCCGAACUCAGUGGCAGAAGAGAUUAGGCAGCUGAGAAAUAUUUAGAAAUGUGCGCACUAAAAACAGUUAUAGCGGUGGUAGAUUGUUGAAAAAACAAUGUAAAAAGUUGAAACCAGUGUGUUACAAUGUUCAAGUGUUCAAUAUUCAGGUAUUCUCCACAUUUCCAUUGUGCCACUAUACUACUGUCUGAACUUUUACUUUUCUGUUAGUUUAAAAAGGCGAUUUAUGUUAUUUUAUCUGAUAGAAUGGAAGUUCAUUCUCCUGAGAAAGAGCAAAAAAGAGAAAGUAGUCCUUUUCUUUCGGUAACACUUUAUUUUACAGUGUCCCUGUUACAAUGCAAUUAUCCAAGUACAGAGUAAUAAAUAAUGUAAUAACAUGAAACAACAUGUACUUAUUAUGUAAUUAAUUAUGGAACAGCAUGUACGUGCACAUUGUAAUUAUGUAGGUGUAAUAGACAAGUAUUAUUGCAUGUGUGUAACAGGCCAGUCUUGUUACAUACCUAUUUGUGUAAUAGGAAGAUCUUGUUACAGUGAAACAGACAAAUGUUGUUACAUUUAAUAGCUUUAUAAUUACAUUAAAAUGACACAAUAUUACAUAGUAUUAAUCACUGUAAAAUAAAAUGUAUUUAGACUGUACUUAAGUGUACUUUAUGUGUAACAAUUUAUUACACAUAAACAAGCUAUGCUUAAGUUUAAAUUAACUGCUGUAGUACACAGCUGAAUACAUGUAAUAGCUUCAUAAUUACAUUAAAAUUACACAAUAUUACACAGUAUUAAUCACUGUAAAAUAAAGUGUACCUAGACUGUACUUCAUGUGUAACUACAUACCUUAACAAGCUGUGCGUAAGUUUAAAUAAACUCACUAUUAUACUUCUCAGUAGAUGCUAACACAAGAUUUACGUGUACUUACACAUUGCCUGGCAUGACAUGGACUUUAAUGAAUGAGACA